ACCAUCAUGGAGAUGCGGGGUCCCCAGAUCUGCGACGUACCCGUCUUGUUUCGGAAAGGUGUUUGAAACUCUGUUCGACCAAGAUGGGAUCUCGUGAGGGGUACGCAGGUAUUUAAGCGCCGCGCACGAUGAUUUCAGCCGGCAUCCUUCGACAACAACUCUGACAAUUCACCAUGGCUGCAUCUCUGGAUAUCACGUCCUUUCACAAUGUCAUCAACAACGAUUUGACCUCCACUCCCUCCACGCGUCACAGCAUCAACCCCGCCAAUCGCCAACCCAACCCCCCAGUCCCCGUCUCGACCCAACAAGAUCUCGAUCGUGCGGUUCAGUGUGCCCGCGAUGCAUUCCAGAAGUGGUCCAAGACCUCCUUCGAUGAGCGUCGAGCUGCCAUCCUCAAAUAUGCCGACGCCAUCGAGGCCAACGCGGACAGCUUGGCGCGUCUCUUGACGCAGGAACAGGGGAAACCACUCAGCCAGUCGACGACCGAAGUCGGCAUGGCUGCCACAUGGGCUCGAGGCUUGUCGAGUAUCACCGUUCCCGAGACCGUCAUACAGGAUACGGAGGACUGCAAGGUGAUUCAACGCUACACCCCGUUGGGCGUUUCCGGAGCCAUCGUGCCGUGGAAUUUCCCCGUGUUGCUGGCAAUCGGGAAGAUCAUCCCGGCUGUGUACACGGGAAACACGGUCAUCGUCAAGUCGUCUCCUUUCACUCCGUACUGCGGGCUGAAGCUGGCAGAAUUGGCCACACGAUGCUUUCCCCCCGGUGUGGUCCAGGCGUUGAGUGGCGGUGAUGAUCUGGGCCCGAUGAUUACGGAGCAUCCGGGAAUCGACAAGAUCAGCUUCACGGGGUCGACCCUGACCGGAAAACGAGUCAUGGCCAGUUGUGCAAAGACGCUGAAACGAGUCACUCUGGAGCUGGGGGGUAACGACCCGGCCAUCAUCUGCGACGAUGUCGACAUCGACGCCGUAAUUCCCAAAGUCGGCAUCCUCUCCUUCCUGUGCUCAGCCCAGAUCUGCAUGAUGAUCAAACGUCUCUACGUCCACGAGAAGAUCUACGACGAGUUCCGAGACAAAUUGGUGCAGUUCGUGCAGGCCCUCAAGGUGGGCGACGGCACCGAGUCCGAUGUCUUCUUUGGUCCCGUUCAAAACGGCAUGCAGUUCGACAAGGCUCGCGAUCUUUUUGGCAGCAUCACAACCGAUGGGCUCAAGGCCGUCUUGGGUGGCACGAUUGAAAACUCGGCUGGCUACUUCAUCCACCCAACCAUCAUCGAUAAUCCGCCCGAAGACUCCCGCGUCGUGCAGGAAGAACCGUUUGCCCCCAUUCUCCCGAUCAUGAAAUGGUCCGACGAGGCCGACGUGUUGGCCCGAGCCAACGGUUCGGAGAGCGGAUUGGGAUCGUCUGUCUGGAGUAAGGAUCUGCAACGAGCGAUGCGGAUGGCCGAUCAGCUGCAGAGUGGCAGUGUGUGGGUGAACUCGCACUUUGAGGUGGCUCCCAAUGUGCCGUUCGGAGGGCACAAGACGAGUGGAAUUGGCACAGAAUGGGGAUUGAACGGACUGACAUCGUAUUGCAACUCGCAGUCGGUGUGGCUGCGCAAGGCUUGAUUUGAUGAUUGACGUACAUACAU
Aspergillus wentii DTO 134E9 is the source of this 1624-nucleotide messenger RNA. RefSeq names its product aldehyde dehydrogenase family protein. The transcript has 3 exons. Lineage: Eukaryota; Fungi; Ascomycota; Eurotiomycetes; Eurotiales; Aspergillaceae. Bases 174 to 1601 code for a protein of 475 amino acids. The record is from RefSeq and is a predicted model, not a curated record. Gene Ontology annotation, molecular function: aldehyde dehydrogenase (NAD+) activity.